This is a messenger RNA of Emiliania huxleyi CCMP1516, 276 nucleotides long. RefSeq lists its product as hypothetical. The transcript has 2 exons. The coding region runs from base 1 to 276 and encodes 91 amino acids. Lineage: Eukaryota; Haptophyta; Isochrysidales; Noelaerhabdaceae. The record is from RefSeq and is a predicted model, not a curated record.
AUGGUUGGCAAGUGGCACGCGAUGCACGCCCUCACGCCUCGCUCCUCCCGCCUCCAGGCGUCCGAGGCGCGGGAGGGCGUGGCCAAGCGGGACGGGAUGCUCUCCUUCGUCUCCAAGGAGGUCGAGUCGGUCAAGUCGCUCUUCGCCCAAAAGGAGGGGGAGAUGCGCGUGCUGCUGAAGGCGAACGAAGCGCAGAGGAGGAAGGCGGCGCGCGACGUGUCGCAGCUCGCGAGAAUCUGCGACGAGUGGAGAACCGCCGCGGAGCUCGCCCCGUGA